GAGAUCUCGCCCGCUGACCUGGCAGUUGGGCCGAGCGGCGGCGGCGGCGGACGGACGGACGGAGGUGUCGCUGGUUCCCGCCCCCCCUCCCCCUCCCCGGAGACAGGAGCCGAGCCCCGGACCCACCACACCCCCCUCUCCCCCCCCCCCCCCCCGGCGCGGUCCCAGCCGCCGGAGACAGGAGCCGAGCCCCGGGCUUCCCGCCGGCGAUGCGGCCCGCUCGGCCGUGAAGCGAUGGGAGCGGCGGGGCGAGCGGUUAACCAUGACAGGGAGAAGUCAGACACGUUUUCUGCCAGCAACUAUUCAGCCAUCAUUGGGAGGCAACGUUUACGUGUUUGCCAACAGCACACCUUCAGAAAAUGAACUUUCAGAAGAAGAUGUAGAAUGUUUUGAACUGAGGCCAAGAGGAAAGGAGAAAAUUCGAAGAACUGCAUCUAAAGAUCGAUUGGAUGAUAUUGUAUACCUGGUCCGAGAAAUACAAGAGGGUGACACCUUGAAUGCACUUGCUUUGCAGUACUGCUGUACUGUUGCAGAUAUCAAGAGGGUUAAUAACCUCAUCAAUGACCAGGACUUCUUCGCUCUCAGAUCUAUUAAGAUUCCUGUGAAAAAGAUCACUUUACUGGGUGAGAAGCACAGUCCCGUUGCAUCGAGACUGGUUCCACGUGUAGCCUUGGAAUCCAAUGCACAGUUUCAGGAAUUUAAAACGGGUGUAGAAUCUUCUUCAAAUGAAAAUGCUGACAGCUUUCUCAGAGAAGUUGAUAGAGACAUAGAAAGGAUAGUAAAAUCUAAUGACAGUACUCGGGAGCAUUUAAAUGAGGUGGUUUCGGCUUUAUCUACACAACCAUUUUAUCAAGCAGCAGAUCGCAAAGUCGUGCCAAGGAAAGAUCCCCAUUAUGGAGCUGAUUGGGGCAUGCGCUGGUGGAAUGCAGUGAUGAUAAUGUUAGUGGUUGGGAUUGUCACACCGUUGUUUUAUUUACUCUACUAUGAAGUUCUGGUAAAGGUUGAGACAAGCCAUCAUUCUACCAUGGAAUCAACAAAUCUGCCUGUUACUCAGACUGUGCAGCAGGAGCCAAAACCUAACAGUAAAAUUGAUCCCAUGAAAAGGACUAAAAUAGGUUCAGAGGAAGCUCUGGAGCAUGUGAAUUCAAAAAUUCAGCUGUCUGUCACCUGACAUCGAUCACCUCACACAAUGUUUCUGUCCUGUGCAAAGGCUUACCAGCUGUAUCCUAUAACGUCCGAUUAUAAUGUGGAGGAACUGGGAAAAUUGCAUCAUGUUAUAAAUUUUCAUAUUUUCUACUCAAGUAAAGAGAAACAACAUUUGUAGAAUGGUUGAUAGGUCACCAAAACUUGCCUUCCAAUGUUAUGGGAUAACCUUACAAAAAAUGACACUGAUACAUAAUUGGCUGAAUUUAAAGGGAGUGUCAGUUUAGGCUCGAGUCAUGAGACGCAUCAUUGUAGUAUUUCUGGUUGUAAGCAGCAACAUUGUGACAUCAGCCAAUCUUCAUUUCAAUAAUUGCAAUGUGAUCCUGAUCAGCAUGAUGUACUUUUCUCAGCCAGGCUUUUUGUGGUUCAGUUGUAUUCUAGCGUGAGAAUACAUUAACUAAUAAAUUAUAUCCUCAUCCCUGGUAUGGUAAAGUAUAAAUUGAUUUAAAAUGCCAAAGCUGACAUCCAGUGUCAGAAAUUAUGCAUUUAGCUUUAUUCCCACCUCCAUAUUCUUUAAACCUUGAGUGGUACCUUAGUGGUAGCACAUUGAUUUUCAGUAGUAUAGAAUGAUUACACCACUAUAGCUACAGGAAAAGCAGCAUAGAAAUAUUCUAAAUGUCAGAGGACCACAUCUUGUCUUACAUUCAACUGUUCAUAUAAAGUGAUUCUGCCUGAAAGUAAGUUUUAAUAUAAAGUAUAUUUAUUGACUGUUAAAAUACCAUAGUUGAAGACGUGUUUAUUCUGUUAAUAUUGAGGCUGUUGAAGGUUAACAUUUUAUGUAAUGGUUUUUGAUUCUUAAAGCUUUAAAGAAAUUAUAUUCUUUAUAUUCUUUAACUUUUAAAAUAAAAACUGAAACCUCUUGAUGC
Pristis pectinata (smalltooth sawfish) is the source of this 2069-nucleotide messenger RNA. RefSeq names its product LysM, putative peptidoglycan-binding, domain containing 3 (gene lysmd3). The transcript has 3 exons. The record is from RefSeq and is a predicted model, not a curated record. Lineage: Eukaryota; Metazoa; Chordata; Chondrichthyes; Rhinopristiformes; Pristidae. Gene Ontology annotation, cellular component: Golgi apparatus. The coding region runs from base 263 to 1171 and encodes 302 amino acids. Gene Ontology annotation, biological process: Golgi organization.